Messenger RNA from Tachysurus vachellii, 1033 nucleotides. RefSeq names its product P2Y purinoceptor 11-like. NCBI's taxonomy places the organism in Eukaryota, Metazoa, Chordata, Actinopteri, Siluriformes, Bagridae. The coding region runs from base 152 to 1033 and encodes 293 amino acids. The transcript has 2 exons. Gene Ontology annotation, molecular function: G protein-coupled ATP receptor activity; neurotransmitter receptor activity. The record is from RefSeq and is a predicted model, not a curated record. Gene Ontology annotation, cellular component: plasma membrane. Gene Ontology annotation, biological process: cellular response to ATP; calcium-mediated signaling; G protein-coupled receptor signaling pathway.
GGGAAGCACACACGAUGCUGAGUGUAUGUCUUUAUCAUUGAUCUCUUUAUAAAUCUUGCUUGGUGUGUGUUGUAAGUGUGAAGCCUUAAGAAUCUGCAGUCUUCAAAUCAAUUGACUUGAACCGGAAAACUGAGUCCAAUUAAAGGUGAACAUGAACAGGAGCAGCUGCAACAGUACAUUUCAAAGAGAACUGUUACCUUCUAUAUACGGUGUGGAGAUGUGUGUGGCACUGGUGGGAAACAUAUUGUCACUGUGUCUGCUUGUGAUUAAGGAAAGAAAGAACUGGAAUAUAGCAAUGGCGUUCUCCUGCAACCUGAUCAUCAGCAACAUCUUCUAUGCCCUUACUCUCCCCCUUCUUAUUGACUACUAUUCAAAAGCAUUAAAAUGGGAUUUUGGUGAUGCUGUCUGCAGAGUAGAGCGUUUUCUCUUCACCUGUAACCUCUAUGUGAGCAUUUACUUCAUCAUGUGCAUCAGUGUCAUUCGAUACAUGGCCAUUGUUCAUCCUUUCUUCACUUCUGAGCACAUUUCCUUAAAACACGCCAAGAUCAUCAGUGUGUUCAUCUGGAUCUCUGUGGCAAGCAUUUCCUCUCCCAUCCUUUACUAUUCAGGUGUCAAGAACGACAGAUGCUCCUUAUUUUCAGAGCCAGGCCAGGAACCCAAUAAGGUUAUCUUUAGGGUGUGUAUGGCUGUUAUAGGUUGUUUGGUCCCGUGUGUAGUUACUUUUGCAUCCUAUUUUAGUGUAAUGGUAGCUGUUUUUAAAAAUGCAAAAAUCACCUCCCUGCAAAAGAAAAAAGUGUCUCUGAUGGUGGUCUUAGUCUGCACCCUGUACACUGUGUCUUUUAUCCCCUAUCACAUUCUGCAACUAUGGUAUUUUAAAGUAAAGGAGGAAAAUAAUACAAAUUAUUAUGCGUGUAACGGAUACCCAGUGUCGAAGACCCUAGCCUGCCUCAACAUGUGCCUUCAUCCCAUCCUGUACAUGGCUGUGUUUAACAAUGUCACAUGUUUAAGAAGGAGCCCGAAUUUAGUUUUAUGA